Molecule: messenger RNA, 351 nt
Organism: Lactuca saligna
Lineage: Eukaryota; Viridiplantae; Streptophyta; Magnoliopsida; Asterales; Asteraceae
Source: the annotation of a GenBank genome assembly
AUGAGUGAUAACAAUGAGUGGUGUGUGACAGCCGGAGGACGAGAAGACGAGUGGUGUGAAUGCGACACUACGACAGUCAGUGGCUCGAUGCCUCAAUCGACGGAGACGGGAGACACGGAGUCUGUCGGGUUACGGGUUGGGUCGAAGAUUGCCACCCCUAGGCAGGUUGAGCAUGAGAUGGAGAUUGUGGUCAAAGUACUCCAACCUGGACCUUUAGGAAUUAUAGUGCAUACGUUUUCUGCUAAGGAGAUUGCAAAAGCCAAUUCUACUGUUAAGAAAGCAGUAGAGAAUUGGAAGAGGAAUGCAAUCAUAGAAAGAAAUAGGCCUCUUUUGAAAGAUUAUAUCUACUAA